AUGCAACUUUAUACAGCAAUCAUUUUCAUGUGGUCACUCCCUCAAGGGGCCCUAUCCCACUAUAUCUUCCACCAAUUUCUCCAUAACGACACAAUAUUCACUCCUUUCAAGUACAUCCGCCCCGUCCCUGCUGAAACGCCACUUCACAUCACCGACAAGAACGACAUUCGAUGUAACCGAGCAGGGGCCAAUGGACAGUCAACAAAUGUCUUGACAAUCACAGCAGGCGACACCGUGGGGUUCAAGCCUACAUUUUGGAUCCAUCAUCCCGGGGCAUACGCUGCUUACCUCUCUGCCGUCCCUCCAGGAAAAACCAUCUCCAAUUACGCGGGUGACGGUGACUGGUUCAAGAUUUGGGAGUUUGGAACAUACCCCAACCUCACAGCAGAGUCGGCAUAUCAACAAACUUGGCGAUUGCUUGCAGACCCACUGACAUUCCAAAUCCCAACGGCCACCCCACCGGGGAAGUAUUUGCUACGAUUUGAGCAUGUGGCACUGCAUCUGGCCAGCCAGAGAGGUGGAGCCGAGUUCUACCCUUCUUGUGCCCACGUUGAAGUGCUGAACGCUGGGUGGAAGAGCACCGGUCUUAGCCCAGGACCGACAGCACGGUUCCCCGAGGCACACGAGGCAGAAGAACACGGCAAGUUGGUGUUCAAUAUAUGGGACUUUGAUGACGUUCAACAGCUCAACAGCAGGAAGAUGCCUGGCCCGCAAGUGUGGGAUGGCCGCUGA
This is a messenger RNA of Podospora anserina S mat+, 732 nucleotides long. RefSeq lists its product as uncharacterized. NCBI's taxonomy places the organism in Eukaryota, Fungi, Ascomycota, Sordariomycetes, Sordariales, Podosporaceae. The transcript is spliced from 4 exons. Bases 1 to 732 code for a protein of 243 amino acids. The record is from RefSeq and is a predicted model, not a curated record.